Oppia nitens is the source of this 4905-nucleotide messenger RNA. Its product is annotated as condensin complex subunit 1-like. Gene Ontology annotation, biological process: mitotic chromosome condensation; mitotic cell cycle; meiotic chromosome condensation. Bases 139 to 4668 code for a protein of 1509 amino acids. The record is from RefSeq and is a predicted model, not a curated record. Lineage: Eukaryota; Metazoa; Arthropoda; Arachnida; Sarcoptiformes; Oppiidae. The transcript has 9 exons. Gene Ontology annotation, cellular component: condensed chromosome, centromeric region; nucleus. Gene Ontology annotation, molecular function: histone binding.
UGACUGUGGAAUCCAAUGUUGAGAACACAAUCAAUGAGUGAUUCGUUGUUUUGGCGCUAAAACAGUGUUUUGUUUGUUACGUAACUUUGAGGACAAACUUUGUUUACAAACACUUGGGAUCAGAUGUGAGAGAUAAACAUGAGAUCAAUAAGGUUUGUCAUUCCCAUCAAAUUGGAUGAUUUGAUCCAAUCAACUGGACAUCCGGAUAUCUAUUCAGUUCAAUAUAAAUACGACUUACGAGAUAUUGGCCACAAAUUAAACGAAUUGUCUGAAUAUUUCAAAUCAAAUGGCAUUCACUUUCUUCUUGAGGAUAAUUUACAUAAUUUUGAUGUCUUUUACUAUUGUCUUAAACAUUUUACAUCAUUGGACACAAAACAUAAGGAACUGUUGUGGAAACUGAUGAGCAAAUGUCUUAACACAUUAUACAAUGAUUUCGAGACAUUUUUGAACCGAUUUGAUCCAAAUGAAAGGGAAAAUUAUUGUAAUCUCUUGAAGAUGAUUGUCUAUGUCUUCUGUACACUAACCGAGUUGUUUGAGGAACAGGACAUUAAACAAUCGACAAAUAUUGACUACGAAAAUAUCGGCAAAAAGACAAACAAAAAGAAUAAACGAACCGAAGAGUCAUACGGUUGGCAGCAAAACAAAGACAAAGGAUUGAGUGUUUUGUUGAGAUUACUAUCACUGCCAUUGCAUCGGGUUUUCAAUCCACCCGUAGUUGAGGACGAGUUCAUUAAUGUUGUAACCAAAUGUUGUUACAAAAUAUUAGAAAAUCCAGUCGUUAUGCGACAGAAAGAUUCAAAUAUAACAAACAGUGUUUUUCAUAUAAUCGGAAGCGCUAUUGAAAAGUAUCGGCAGAGUUUGAGUUUUUGUUUAAAGUUAAUCCAAUUACUUCAGCUUAAAGAACAAUUGGUUCCUAUAUUAGCUAAUUUAGUGGAUGUUAUUGUUAAGAAACACAACCAAAAGUUGAUUAUAAGUGAAAUAAUACGUGAAAUUAAAAGACUUGAUAUUAAAGACCUUUCGCGUGACUCAAGUGGUCCCCGAUCUAUAUCUUCCUUUUUGAUAGAAGUGUCUGAAAAAUGUUCACAAGAAAUGCUGUCAUCAAUAAGUGAUUUGUUGGAGUUUCUUGAAGAAGAAUCGUAUUUAAUGAGAAACGCAACGCUCAGUAUUAUUGGAAAUCUAGUUAUCAAAGAAUUGAGUAAAGAUGGUACCAAAGAGCGAAAUCUUAGGGAUCGAUUGCUUGACAAACUUGAAGAUCAUAUUCAUGACAAUACAAGUUAUACUAGAAGUCGAGCUCUUCAGGUUUGGUGUACUUUAUGUCAGGCAGAAGUUAUACCACUUCCACGACUUGAGACUCUCAUUGAAGCAGUUGUCGGUAGACUUCGUGAUAAAUCAUGUUUUGUCCGCAAAUAUGCCGUUCAGUUUCUAAAUCAGUUUUUAACUAAAAACCCAUUCGCCGCUAAACUUCCGCUUGAGAUGCUCAAGACUUACCAUCAAAAAGAAGAAGAAAAAUUAAAAGAAAUGAUAAAACACAAUGAAGAGCAGCAACACAUGGAUAUAGAAAUAGAUAAGAAUUCGCAACAUAUUUGGAGUGAUAUUGAAAUCGAUUUCUUAGAAUUUUGGACACGACUUGAAUCUUCAUCUGACAUAACACCUGAUGAUGAAAAUGAUAACAACUGUAAUAACAUUGAAUUGUUUGAUAACGAAGAUUUAGAUGGAUUGCUCAAAGUAUUCCGCGAUUUAGUUGUCACAAAAAAAUUUAAAAGUGCUCUUUCUUUACUUAACAAAAUGAAAGAACAGUUUGCAGACAAUCAAAUCUUUGAUGUCGUUGACAGUGAUAGCGAAAAUAUGGAGGUUAGUGAUGAAGAAACUGAUGAUGAAGUAGAAGAAAGUGAUGAGGAUAUGGAUAAACAAAACAGAGAAACAAAAAAGAAAAAAUCUAAGAACUGUUCAAAACUUCCUGAAAUGAUAGCAUUAUCCAAAAAAGUAUUUAUCGAGAAUUCGACUGACGAUAAAUUAAUAUUAGAUUUGGGUUCAAAAGCUGUUGAAAAAGAUAUUGAGAAGAUUGCGACUGUUUUAAUACAAUCGAGUCAAGAGCCAACUGAUCAACAGUCAAGACCGAGAACUACUACUAUUGAAGUGGCCAGACCUUCAAUCGGCGGCAACGAUGCUAUUAAUAAUGUUAAUCGACAACAAGUUUUGGUUAAAUAUUUGAAUGAUUGCAUCAAAUUUACUGAACAAAUACAGAUUGCUAUACCACUUGUGUCUGAUUUAUUGAUGUCCAAAAACAUAACUGAUGUUCAGGAGGCCAUUGAGUUUUUUGUGUCCGCUUAUAAAUUUGGUGUUAAAGAAGCCAUAACUGGUGUUAGAAAACUCAUUCUUUUAAUUUGGUCUCAAGAGAAGACAAUCAAAGACGCAGCGGUUUUAGCGUAUAAAAGCAUUUAUUUGGACUUUGAUUCUGAUGUAAGACUUGCAGAGGCUUCAGAAAAGGCUAAAGCAUUUUCUGUUGUAAAAAGUUUGUCUGAAUUAGUAAUGGGCGCCACUUUAGGGGAACUCAUAUCUAUUGAACAACUAUUAAAGGAAUUGAUGGACACUAAUGACAUCCAACAAAUCCAUAUUCAAGUUUUGUGGGAACGCUUUUCAAUGAAACUGUCUAACACUACACCUGAAGAUAGUAAGGUUGCCAUUCAAUUGAUAGGAAUGUUGGCCACAUCUAAUCCAGAACUGGUCAGAUCAGACAAGAAUCUGAAUGCUAUUAUAUUAGAGGGUUUGGGAGAAAGGGGUCGAAAUGAUUCGCGUUUGGUUAGUGAGACGUGUAUUGCUUUGGGUAAAGCAUAUCGUAUACCAAAAACUGAAACUUCUGAACACUUUUUCCGUUUACCUAAAUCUCAUGAUCUGUUCACUAAUUUGAGACAAAUAUUGGUUAACGGUUUGGAUAAUUUGAAUGAUAAUUAUUAUAAUAUGAUGGCAGACAAUGUCAUAAAAGUAUUGUUUCAAUUGGCUGAAAAUCCUGACUAUCUUAGCGAACAAUUAAUUAAAGAAAUGCUUCAAAAGUUAAUAUCUUUGAUACAAAAUGAAGAGAUUGCUAAUGAAAAUAAAGAAAAUACUGAUUCUAUUGAAACUGACAGACAAUCGAUACUUUCAUCGCAACAAACAGUAAAUUGUGAACAACUUGUUUCACAAACCAUUCAAUAUAUUCGUCACAUUAACACUGAAAUAUUGUCACGUUUUAUAUCAAUCAUUGGAACCAUUGCACUCAAUGUCUUAAUUCAUAUAGACUUAAAUGUCUUAACAGAACUUAAAAUAAGAAAUCAUAUUAAAGAAGAAAAAGAUAAGAAAACAAACAAAACUCCCAGAAGAAAGUCUAGAACACCGGGUAAAACACCGGGAACUGUAGGUCCCGAUAAUAAUUUAGAAGAGGAAAUUGGUUUGGCCGGCGCUAAUGCUAUGGAAGAUCAGGAACAGGAAUACCUGAAUAAAAUUUGUAACGAAGAAAUUGUCAUCGGGAACAACCUAUUAGGCCGACUGACCGAACUUGUUGUUACCAUAGCUCAGGAACCUUUGACUUUUCCUGACGUUAAGUUGAGAACCGCUGCGUGUCUAACAUUAGCUAAGUUUAUGACUCUUAGUGAAAGUUUUUGUCGAUUGCAGUUAAGACUAUUGUUUACAAUUAUGGAGAAAUCAGAUGCUAUUAUUCGCGCCAAUACUAUUAUAGCUGCCGGUGACCUAUGUGUCCGAUAUCCUAAUUUGUUAGACCAAUGGUCUAAAUUCAUGUUUGAAAGAUUACGAGACAAUGAUGUUACCGUCAAAUUGAAUACAUUAAAAGUAUUGUCACGACUUAUCCUAUCAGAUAUGCUUAAAGUUAAGGGACAGAUCAGUGAAAUGGCUAGACUUAUGGUCGAUGAAAAUGAGAUUCUUUCAUCACAUUCGAGAUUGUUUUUUACCGAAUUAGGCAAAAAACAAAAUGCAAUUUACAAUGUCUUACCCGAUAUUAUAAGUCAUUUGUCGGACACUGAGAACGGUUUGCGCGAUGAAGAAGAGUUUCAAACAGUUAUGAAAUUUAUAUUUGAUUUGAUUGAAAAAGACAGACAAACGAUAUGUUUAGUGGAAAAGUUGUGCCAACGUUUCCGGUCGACAACUGAUGAGCGUCAGUGGAGAGAUUUGGCGUAUUGUCUCAGUUUACUCAACUAUACUGAACGUUCAUUUCAGAAAUUACACGAAAAUCUUAUUUGUUUCGCCGAUAAAUUAUUUUGUGAUUUUGUGUACGAUUGCAUACAAACAGUUGUAAAUAGCACUCGAAAGAUACCAAACAUUAAAAAUGAAACAAAACAACUGAUCGAUGAAUUUUUAAAUAAAGUAGAAGAAUGUCGUACUAAAGGAACCAAUGAAGACGAUUCUGAGUUCCAGAAAGUGGUCGGAACUCCACCAUCAGCUGUCAAACGGCUUUCUUUACAUAAGACACGGCCUCACAUCUCUUCAAAUAAAAAACAAAUAAAACAAAAUAAGAAUAAACGAAAAACAGUGUCUAAAGGUUCUGAAGAGGAAGACACUGAAGAAGAGAUUAUAAUUAAUAAAAACCAAAGGACAGUAUCUGAUCUCAAAAUAGACAGACCUAAGCGCGCCGUUAGGAAAAUGCCAGUUAUUCACGAUUCAGAUGAAGAAAGUUCUUAAUAUUGAUUACUAUAUUUUAAAAUAAUUGACACUUAAAUCUUUUUUUUAAUUAAAACUAUUCAUACGUUUAUUUUUACCCAUAUUUUAAACACUUAUUUCCCAUUAUAUUCAUGAUGUAAACAUUCUUAAAUUAAUUUAAAAUUAAAACAUUACGACACAACUCUAUUAUUAAAUGUAUAAUUAAUUUCAAUUUAAGAAAAAUUCUAAUAUUACUCAUUACAUCAAAAUACCAAUAUU